GGACUAAAAGUGUAAUUCUCCCUAUAUUUAACCAUUCACAAGAUGAUGCCCAAGCAAUCCAUCCAACGGUAGAUGCGUGUGCUCUUGAUGUAGUCCCAGUUACACCGUAACACUACCUUUCGCGAGCAAAAAUCGAGUGCUCCUCAGAUGCAAGAUGAUCACGCUCUUUCCACCACAAACCAACAAUCAAAACCCUAGAAUUAUUUAUUUAAUAAAUUAACUAAAGUCGGUGCCGGAAGGUUCAUCGGAACUUUAUCGAAGAUUGUAAUCUCAGUGUUAGUACUGACCGAACAAUUUGGGAGUUCGAUAAAUUUUUUAUAUCCGUAUUCAAUUUUUUCAAUUGUAGGGAUUUUUCAUAUAGCCAAGUGGAAGCCACCUGAUGGACAAAGAAUUUUGGAUACCAAAGGGCGGUGGACAUGUGGCUGGGGGAGAUGCAGUUUUUGAUAAUUCAUCUAGGCUGGAACCUAAGCGUGCCCGCCAAUGGUUCUUAGAUGCUUCUGAGCCGGAGCUAUUUCCUAGCAAGAAGCAGGCUGUUGAAGCUCCAAUAAGCAAGACGGAAUCAGGAAUCGCCAUGCCGAGUUCUCUUCCUUGGGAAAGUUCUUCUGGAUUUCAGUCAGUGCCAGCAGUUCCAAGCCAAUUCAUGGAUCGGCUGUUUGGAUCUGAGACAACAAGGCCCAUAACUUUGACGGAUAGUAACAUGCCCAUUUCUGGGACAGAUGGCUCAAAUCUGAGGAAAAAGGUCAAUGGAGAACCCUUCGAGAGUGAUUCAUCUGUUGGUUUAUCAAUUUCUUAUGCCAUGGAAGACCCAGAAGUAGGAGUAAGUUACGGUGGACUCAGGAAAGUCAAAGUUAAUCAGGUUAAGGACCCUGGAAAUGGAUUGCAUACAUCUGUGGAACACGGGAUAGGGAUUUCCAUGGAUCAGACGUACAGCAGGGGAAGUGAUAAUGCCUUCAUAUCCAUGGGACAACCUUAUGGUAAGGAUGGUGGAAAUGUCACGUUGAUGGGUCAUUCCUAUGACAUCGGGGAAGCAAAUAUCAGAUCCAUUGGAUCGACCUUUGGGAAAGGUCUUGACAAUACUAUUAAAAUGACCCACUCCUAUAAUAAAGGGGAUAAUAACACCAUAUCCUUUGGUGGCUAUCAAGAUGAAUCUGUAAUUGAAGCUCUGACCAGGCCAGUUAGUAGCUAUGGCUUAUUGUAUGAGCAACCAUCAGCACAAACAUCAGAAACACCAAGCAAAAAGGAGGUGGAUGUCCCAAGUGAAAAUGCUAAUGUCAGCACCUCUCAGUUACCAAAAUCCAAAGUGGAUUCUAUAUCUAAGAAUAAGUCUGACGCAAAACCUGCUAGGAAAGAAGCACCAAACAGCUUUCCAUCGAAUGUAAGGAGUUUGAUAGCAACUGGUAUGCUUGAUGGAGUGCCAGUGAGAUACGUUUCCGUCUCACGGGAGGAGCUUCGUGGAAUCAUCAAAGGCUCGGGCUAUCUUUGCGGGUGUCAGUCCUGUAACUACUCGAAGGCACUAAAUGCAUAUGAGUUUGAGCGUCAUGCCGGUUGCAAGACGAAGCACCCAAACAACCACAUAUACUUUGAGAAUGGAAAGACCAUAUAUCAGAUAGUUCAAGAGUUAAGAAGCACCCCUGAAAGUAUGCUAUUUGAUGCAAUUCAGACUGUGACCGGUUCUCCUAUAAAUCAGAAAGCCUUCCGGACUUGGAAAGAGUCAUUCCAAGCAGCAACUCGUGAGCUUCAGCGUAUUUAUGGGAAGGAAGAGCUCAACCUAUGAGGAUAUAUCGUGAUGGGAACCUGAUUUCAAUUUAGGAUGGUAUAUUAACUUUUGAUGUGCCAGCAAGUACUAUAUUCUGGUAAGCUGUGUGAAAUAUGUAUGGAUUUCCAACUUGAGUUUAUAUCUAUUCUAAGUUAGAGGUUCUAGAAUUAUAAAGUAGUUAAGGGGUCAUUUUGUUUUUCAUUCUGGACGUAGUGAUCUUGAUCAGUUGUCGAACCCCACCUCCCAUUUAUCCUCCCAAAUAGAUACAGAGAAAUGAAAAACGGAAGCAUGGAAGCUUGUUUUUGCUUCUCUCUACAGUCCCAGUCAACAAGAUUCAGACCAGUUACUUGUAUUAAGGUUUCAUCAAAGUAGAACAGCAGAAAAUUGUUGCAAAUUCCUGAAAAUAGUAUUCCUCCCACGGCAUCUGUCCCCUACCCCAGAAGACGGAAUAUUUUGCUCAAGUCUUUAGGCAUUGUCUUAGUGUCAGGUUUAGAGGGGACUUCACCCCCAUUGCAAGAAAAUUGAGAGAGAAAUGUAAUUUCAGUUACUAUCGAAAUCCUUAGUUAUAACAACUUUGCAUAUUACAAUUCUUUUUGCCA
This is a messenger RNA of Sesamum indicum (sesame), 2355 nucleotides long. Lineage: Eukaryota; Viridiplantae; Streptophyta; Magnoliopsida; Lamiales; Pedaliaceae. The record is from RefSeq and is a predicted model, not a curated record.